AAUCAGCAAUCCGAAUGGUUCCCCUACACGGGUUACUUUUUUACUUUAUCCUGGGCCUUCAGCUUACUAUUUCCGAAGUCAUGGCCAGAUUUUGCGGCGGCUCCUUGGAAAACGAGUGUGUGCUGCGGCCGAACUGCAAGAUUGGCACCGAGAACGGAAAGCCGAUCAUAGACUUUCAAGAGCUUCAAGGCGGAAAUCGGGGAUGUGCCACUACGGAAACCUGCUGUCCCAAAUCAGAAGUUCGGAAGAUAAGUUCUAUGAAUAACUGGUACCCAUUUCAGCGGAACUGCGGCAACGUCAACAGCAUGGGCCUGACUUUCACCAUAAGGGGCUUUGAUGACCUGGCCCAGGAGGCCGAGCUGCCCUGGAUGGUGGCUCUGCUGGAUGCCACAAGACUGCAAUACAAGGCAGCCGGCUCCCUUAUUGCCCCGGAUGUGGUGCUCACAGCCACGCAUGUGACGCAAAAAGUGAACGAAGGCCAGCUCAUUGUGCGGGCUGGCGAAUGGGAUUUCAAUACUAAAACCGAGCAGCAGAAACAUGUCGAUGUUGCCAUCAGGAAGAUCGUUCGCCACCCUGACUUUUCUAUAUCAACUGGAGCCAACAAUGUGGCCCUUCUGUUCCUAGAGGGACCGCUCGAGCUAUCCCGCCAUAUUAACAUUAUCUGCCUGCCGCCGCCGAACCGGAACUUUAUUCGAGACCGAUGCUUUGUCAGUGGUUGGGGUAAGAAACACAUCGAGGACAACAAUUACAUGAACAUCCUGAAGAAGAUCGAGGUGCCGAUAGUGGACAGAUAUACCUGCGAGCGGCAACUGCAUGAACUUUUGAGGUAUUCCUCAGACUUCAGGCUGGAUGACACCCUGAUGUGCGCCGGCGGAGAAAUCGGCAAGGAUUCGUGCGACGGCGACGGAGGAGCACCUCUGUUCUGUCCGAUCCGAGGCGAUCCCCAGAGGUUCGAGCAGGCCGGCAUCGUGGCCUUUGGAAUCGGAUGCGGAGAGGCGAUCCCUGCAGUCUACACUGAUGUUUCCAAAAUGAGCGGCUGGAUAACACAGCAGAUCGAGGCGAAUUUAAUUGGGAAGCAGCCGCAGCCGAAUUAUGGGUGGAAAAACACAAGUAUCCGUCAGGGAGAUAGACAUGCACUAGAUGGAGGCAGAAGAAAUGUUCCAAAUGAAGAUGAUAAAGCGGCUGGGAUUGUACCAAACGAUUCCUCAAAUAGUGACCAAGAAAAUCUGCCCAGUGAAGAAACUGGGAAUUAUUUUCCCAAUGGGGGUAAAGAGCAAGUUGCAGGCGGAAAAGAUGUGCAUUCGAAUUAUGGAGACCCUAGACCAACUCCAGUUAGAUAUAAUCCAAAUGACGGUCGAGCGAGUGGAUAUGGUUUAGGUGGAGGCGAAAGGUAUCCGGCAAAUGAAGACCAAAAACAUGUUCCCGCUGCAGGCAACAGAUAUGAACCAAAAGAUAUUCCCGGUGAAAACGAAAGACAUGUUCCAAAUAGUCGCAUAGAAAAAGUUGUAGGUGGAGACCAAGAAAAUCGAUAUUUUUCAAAUAGUAAAGGUAACCGUAUUGUAAUCAAAAAAUCCAUUCAAAAAAAUGUAAUACUUAAUGAAAGUACGAAAACUACAGCGCCGAGCUUACCUGUUUCCAUGAUACUGAUAAAAGCUUAAAACUUUUUUCAAAAAUUAUCAAUAAAAAUGGUUGCAAACAUUU
Molecule: messenger RNA, 1701 nt
Organism: Drosophila gunungcola (fruit fly)
Lineage: Eukaryota; Metazoa; Arthropoda; Insecta; Diptera; Drosophilidae
Product: phenoloxidase-activating factor 1-like
Exons: 1
Coding region: 15-1658 (547 amino acids)
Biological process (GO): proteolysis
Molecular function (GO): serine-type endopeptidase activity
Source: RefSeq, a predicted model, not a curated record